Messenger RNA from Trichomonas vaginalis G3, 504 nucleotides. RefSeq names its product protein transport. NCBI's taxonomy places the organism in Eukaryota, Parabasalia, Trichomonadida, Trichomonadidae. Gene Ontology annotation, cellular component: cytoplasm; nascent polypeptide-associated complex. The record is from RefSeq and is a predicted model, not a curated record. The coding region runs from base 1 to 504 and encodes 167 amino acids. Gene Ontology annotation, biological process: protein targeting to membrane. The transcript has a single exon.
AUGUCUGCUGAAGAAGCUCAGGCUCAGGCUCCAGUUGAGGAGAAGAAGGAAGAGACAAAGACAGAGGAACUCCCACCAAAGCAGCCACGUAAGAUCAACCGUGCUGAGAAGAAGAUGCGUGAUGCCCUCCUCAAGCACAACCUUAAGGAACUCGAGAACGUCACAACAGUCACAAUGCGCGCUGGCAACCAGAUGGUCUUCUCCUUCUCCCAGCCAGACGUUUUCUACCUCGACAACGUCUACAUCGUCUUCGGUGAGAACAACAGAUCCGAUGCUGCUUCCGCUGCUUCCCAGUCCAUCUCUGAUGCUGCUGGCAAGGCUGCUGAACAAGCUCCAGUUGUUGUUGAGAACGAAGAUGAAGAGGCUCCAGAUGCUACAGGCCUCGAUGAGAACGAUAUCAACAUGGUCAUGCAACAGGCUAACGUUUCCCGUGCCAAGGCUAUCAAGGCUCUCAAGGAUAACAACAACGAUAUGGUUACAGCCGUCAUGAACCUCACAGUUUAA